This is a messenger RNA of Seminavis robusta, 1485 nucleotides long. NCBI's taxonomy places the organism in Eukaryota, Bacillariophyta, Bacillariophyceae, Naviculales, Naviculaceae. The record is from the annotation of a GenBank genome assembly.
AAGCCGACCAACCACGAUGGCCCAUUCAAGUUGCGGAAAAGGAAAGCGCCAACCUCAGAGUGAUGUGUUGCCAAGGUGGGUACGACUGUACGGUAUCUUAAAGACAGACAUCAUCGACCUUGUCUUGUCGGAUCAAGAAGCUAAGAAUUCUUGACAAGCAGCCAGAUCUGAUCAUUUUUUCCCAAAUCCAUUUUCUUUUUUCUUCGAAGCAGCAAGAUGAAGGUUUACUUUUACUUAUCAACGGUAGCGUCUUUGACGGUGUUAUCAGGAUUCCAUGUCAUCCCAGUGACUGCCUUUGUGGUUCCCAGCAGCUCCUUCAGCCAACAAGCCCUUACUAAUGCCAAUGCUAUCAGUAAUGCUCAGACUGCUUUGAGCUUGAAAAGUUUGAAAAAGUUGACAAUUUCAAGUUCUCCUGUGCUCAGACAGUCAUUCAGAAAGCAGAAUCUGAAGACCACGGCUCUGUGGGAAAGUACGACCUCCAGCUUGGACCAAGAUCUGCCAGUUCCGCAGGAACAGCCAUCAGCCCAAAUGGUCAAGUUUCGCAAAUACGCUCAAGCAUUUUGCAAUCUAUUUCCCAUUUGGACACUCCUGACUGCAGGCACGGCAUUGGCUCGGCCUUCUACCUUUCUGAGCAUUCCUGCCAGUACAUUUCCAGCACAAAUUGGAAUGCUCAUGUUGUGCAUGGGAAUCUCGUUGAAACCAAGUGACUUCAAACGCGUGGCUCAGAGACCUGCUGCUGUUCUUUUAGCAUUUUUGGGAUGUUACGGAGUCAUGCCAGGAUUGGCGUUUGCCAUUGGAAAAAUUAUGGGGCUCUCACCGCCCUUGGCAGCUGGACUCGUACUGGUCUCUUGUAUUAAUGGAGCUCAAGCCAGCAAUCUUUGCACGUACAUUGGACAAGGAGAUUUGGCUCUAUCCGUACUCAUGACAACAAUGACCACCAUUGGAGCCAUUGUCAUGACACCACUCAUGGGAAAACUCCUCCUGGGAACGGUUGUACCCGUCAAUGCGCAAGCCAUUGCUCUCUCCACAAUUCAAGUGGUGCUCGCACCCAUCCUUGUUGGCAUGACCUUCAAUGCAAAAUUCCCAAACGUGGUGCAGAAAAUCUUGCCUUUUUCACCCAUUCUAGGUGUCUUGAUCACCUGUCUCUUGGUAGGUGUCAGUGUUGCAGGGUGUGCUGGACCCAUCAUGUCUGCAGGAUUCCAAUUACAGGCAUCGGCCGCAUUGCUUCACACACUUGGUGGAGUUGCUGGAUACUUUCUGACCAAACCAUUCUAUGGAGAAGAUGUAUGUCGAACAUUUGCCAUUGAAUUCGCUAUGAAAUCAAGUGCCUUUGGGUACCUAUUGGCUACACAACACUUUUCCGAAUUUGCUGUCAGGGUUCCAGCAGCUGUCAGUAUUGUUUGGAUGACUUUGAUUGGAUCCUCAAUGGCAGUAGCAAGUCGAUUCUUUCCGCCAGAGGAGUGUGUAGUGCCGGACGAAGAAUAA